Papilio polytes (common Mormon) is the source of this 1934-nucleotide messenger RNA. It is a transcript of the gene Etf-QO, whose product is annotated as electron transfer flavoprotein-ubiquinone oxidoreductase, mitochondrial. The coding region runs from base 70 to 1839 and encodes 589 amino acids. NCBI's taxonomy places the organism in Eukaryota, Metazoa, Arthropoda, Insecta, Lepidoptera, Papilionidae. The record is from RefSeq and is a predicted model, not a curated record. The transcript has 16 exons. Gene Ontology annotation, molecular function: electron-transferring-flavoprotein dehydrogenase activity; iron-sulfur cluster binding. Gene Ontology annotation, biological process: electron transport chain. Gene Ontology annotation, cellular component: mitochondrial inner membrane.
UUCAGUUAAGAUUAGCCAACAAGUCGACAGCGAAUAGAAUUCCGGAACGGAACGGAUGUUGUUGUAAAGAUGGCGACAGCGAUUGUUAGUUCGGCUCGCAAGGUGGGGAGGCUAACAAAUGCAGCCAGGAGGUUGUAUUCAGAUGUUUAUCCAAAAAUAACCACCCACUAUACAGUAUACCCCCGUGAUAAAGACCCAAGAUGGAAAGAUGUAAAUAUGGAGAGAGUGGCAGAAGAGACAGAUAUCCUCAUUAUUGGUGGAGGGCCAGCUGGAAUGGCAGCUGCAAUCAGAGCGAGACAGAUAGCAGAAGAAAAGGGGGCUGAAGUAAGAGUAACCUUGUUAGAAAAGGCAGCUGAAAUUGGUGGGCAUAUAUUGUCAGGAGCCUGCGUUGACCCUAUAGCAUUAAAUGAACUUAUCCCCGAUUGGAAAGAGAAGGGUGCACCUUUUAACACACCAGUCACUUCCGAUAAAUUUGGCUUACUUACAAAGAGUGGUAGAAUUCCAUUGCCAGUUUUCCCAGGACACAGUCUCUCGGAACAAGCAGAGGCAUUAGGAGCUGAGGUGUGGCCGGGCUGCGCGGGCGCGGAGCUGCUAUACCGCGAUGAUGGAUCGCUGAAGGGCGUAGCGACAGGCGACGUGGGCAUCGCUAAAGAUGGCAGCCCUAAAGAUAUGUUUGAAAGGGGAAUGGAAUUCCAUUCCAAGGUCACCAUAUUUGCUGAAGGAUGUCACGGACAUUUAACAAAAAUGGUAUCCAAUAAAUAUAAUUUAAGAGACAAAAGCGAACCUCAGUCUUAUGGCAUUGGACUUAAAGAACUAUGGGAAAUUAAACCAGAGAAUCACAAGCCCGGCUUAGUAGAACACACUAUAGGCUGGCCGUUAAAUAGGAAUACAUAUGGAGGAUCCUUUAUAUACCAUUUAAAUGUGCCCGAGGGCGAAGCCCCACUAGUGGCCGUGGGCUUCGUUGUCGGCUUGGACUAUGUCAAUCCAUACCUCAGCCCGUUCAGAGAAUUCCAACGGUUCAAACUGCAUCCAUAUGUGAAACCCAUGUUUGAAGGUGGCACGCGUAUAGCAUACGGUGCGCGUGCGCUGGUGGAAGGGGGUUGGCAGUGUCUCCCCCAGCCCGUGUUCCCCGGCGGCUGCCUCGCGGGGGACACCGCGGGGUAUCUCAACGUGCCCCGGAUUAAAGGAACACAUAACGCUAUGAAAAGUGGCAUGUUGGCAGCGGAAUCGGCCAUGGAAGUGAUACUGUCAGGGGAGGCGACACACGAGAGAGGUAUCGUGCCCACGCUAUAUGAAGAUAAAUUAAAGGAAUCAUAUGUUUAUAAGGAAUUGAAGCAAGUGCGCAACUGCCGUCCAUCGUUCCAUACAAAGCUGGGUCUGUACGGCGGCGUGGGGUACUCCGCCUUCACCACGCUGCUGCGCGGCAAGGAGCCCUGGACAUUUUCUCACGGAGGUGCGGAUUAUUCGAAACUAAAACCAGCUAAAGAUUUCAAGCCAAUUGAAUAUCCUAAACCAGACGGAGUGAUUACAUUUGAUUUACUAUCGUCCGUCGCAUUAACCGGUACUAAUCACGAGGCGGACCAACCUCCGCAUUUAACUUUAAAAGAUGAUUCUAUCCCUGUUAAGACAAAUCUAUCAGUUUUUGAUGGUCCUGAAGGAAGAUUCUGUCCCGCAGGUGUAUAUGAAUUUGUACCAAUGGAGACAGGGGAUGGACAGAGAUUACAAAUCAACGCGCAAAACUGUAUUCAUUGUAAGACGUGUGAUAUAAAGGACCCCUCACAAAACAUUAACUGGGUGGUCCCUGAAGGAGGCGGCGGCCCCGCGUACAAUGGAAUGUAAAUACACUAGAACUUCGGCAACAUAAAAACCUCUUUAACUUCAAAAAAUAAUAUGUUCCCUUCCCAUCAGAGCCCAAAACCUCUAUAACAUAGACC